AUGGACCGGUUCGAUGACACAGGACAAGCGGAGAGAGUGCAAAAGUCGCUAAACGGCCUGUUCAUCGGGAUCUACAUGUCUGCCAUCCUGUACGGGCUCACCACGUAUCAGACAGCAGCCUACUUCCGUAAAUCUGAACAAGAUCCGCUAGUUCUCCGUAUAACGGUACCUGCUCUCUACCACUUCUCAACCCAACAGUGUCCUAACCAACAUCCACUCCGUGCGGGGAUCCACAAUAUACAACAGGUCUUCAUCCUCUGGCUGCUGAACACACUCCAUGCUCUAUUCGGCGCGAUUGGGAUGAUGGAUCUUAUCUCGCAGAUUCUCUGGAGCUCUACGUCGUUCGGUUUUGCCCUCGAACAACAACCAUGGACAUUGGUGCCGUUCACCGAUAUCUCCGUCAGAGGAUUCUACUGCAUCCGCAUCUGGCGACUGAGCGAUAAACAUCCCAUUUUGACUGGACUCGCGGUGGUCUUUAGCCUUGGACCAUCGGCUGGAGCGUUAUACUUUGGAAUCAAAAUGCACGUUUCACAAUUCCUCGCUCUCACUACAACACUGAUUCAACACGCUGUACAGGAUCGGAAAGAGCUGGCUAGAAUACUUCAAUCUCACAUAUACACCAACGCCCUCCUCGCCUCUCUCAACAGGCGCGCGUCAAUCCGCAACGGAACGGUACCCACGACCGAUAUAAUCAGCGCGCACUUCCGUACUGGAACAGGUAUAGGAAUCGGCACUGGGAUACGUGCGAAGCCCAAAGGGACCGAAGUGAGCGCGAUCGCUUUUAACGGCGCGUCGGUGGGCGAUUAUGGGCGCCAGUCGAUGUUAAGCAAAGGGGAUGGCGGGGCGUAG
Molecule: messenger RNA, 849 nt
Organism: Psilocybe cubensis
Lineage: Eukaryota; Fungi; Basidiomycota; Agaricomycetes; Agaricales; Agrocybaceae
Exons: 10
Coding region: 1-849 (282 amino acids)
Source: RefSeq, a predicted model, not a curated record